AUGGCGGCGAACUUCAGCUCUGCAGAAGACAUUUGUGAAGGAGAGAACUGUGGAUCCAUCACAGAUGUGACGUACUACAUUAAGGAAAAGAAGAAGCUCUGCGAGGACUGCGCCUCCAAAGAGGGAUGCAUCGGAAAAGCAAGAAAGGGUGGGUCCAAUCUUUAUUGUGAGAAGCAUGAUGAAGAAAUCAAACUGUAUUGUAAAACACAUGGCGUACCACUGUGUUAUUCAUGCGCAAUGAAAGACCAUCAGCAGCCUUGCGUUCAACAGGAUAUAGAGGGCGCCAUCGUGGAAUGUAAAGCGAGUCUAAUCACUCUAAAGGAAAAAGCGAAUGAAAAGUUAAAGCUUUGUCGAGUUUAUGGAGAUCAGAUUCGUCAGUGUAGAAUUGACACCGACACCCAUCUACAAGCUUUGAAAGAUGAAAUUGAUUUGGUAUUCAAUGAGGCGAUUCAAGCAGACAAAGAAAGAGAGAAGGAAGAUGCCGCGAAAAUCAACCAGGAAAUUGAUGAAAAGAAUCAGAAACUUCAAGAGGAGAUUCAAAAGAUGAAUGACAAGAUUCAAAGGAAUGAGGAGGAGAGAGAGAUGCGACAUGAACUUCACUUGGCAAAUUUAGACAACAAGGCGAGAACCCAUCGACAAUAA
Molecule: messenger RNA, 642 nt
Organism: Strongylocentrotus purpuratus (purple sea urchin)
Lineage: Eukaryota; Metazoa; Echinodermata; Echinoidea; Camarodonta; Strongylocentrotidae
Product: E3 ubiquitin-protein ligase TRIM21-like
Exons: 1
Coding region: 1-642 (213 amino acids)
Molecular function (GO): zinc ion binding
Source: RefSeq, a predicted model, not a curated record